Molecule: messenger RNA, 2177 nt
Organism: Sebastes umbrosus (honeycomb rockfish)
Lineage: Eukaryota; Metazoa; Chordata; Actinopteri; Perciformes; Sebastidae
Product: arg8-vasotocin receptor-like
Exons: 2
Coding region: 159-1379 (406 amino acids)
Biological process (GO): positive regulation of vasoconstriction; regulation of systemic arterial blood pressure by vasopressin; G protein-coupled receptor signaling pathway
Cellular component (GO): membrane
Molecular function (GO): peptide binding; vasopressin receptor activity
Source: RefSeq, a predicted model, not a curated record
ACAUAUAGUGAAAAAAACUUAUAGUAUACUGUACAUGGUCCCUUUUAUAUAAAAAAAAACAAAAAAACCCUGUGAUCACAACACACAUGUUGGGAGAGUAAUCCAGGAGUUUGACAGCCAACACAGUCUCCGGAGGAGGAGAAGCGACCACCAUCAACAUGCUCUUCACCUCGGAGAGCUCCUGCAACAUCACAAACUGCACAAACUGCUGCACAAACUUUACGCAUGAGACCCCCGGGAACAUCAGCAACGACACUGACCCGUUCGGACGCAACGAGGAGGUGGCCAAGCUGGAGAUCACCGUCCUGAGCCUCGCCUUUGUCGCUGCAGUGGUGGGCAACGUGAGCGUCCUGCUGGCCAUGUACAACACCCGUCGGAAACCGUCGCGCAUGCACCUGUUCAUGAAGCACCUGAGCCUUGCGGACCUGGUGGUGGCCUUCUUCCAGGUGCUGCCUCAGCUCUGCUGGAAGAUCACCUUCCGCUUCACGGGUCCGGACGCCCUGUGCCGCGUCGUGAAGCACCUGCAAGUGUUGGGCAUGUUCGCCUCCACCUACAUGAUGGUGAUGAUGACCCUGGACCGCUACAUCGCCAUCUGCCACCCGCUGCAGACGCUCCAGCAGCCGACGAAGCGCGCACGCAUCAUGAUCGGCUCCACGUGGGCGUGCAGCCUGGUCCUCAGCAUCCCGCAGUACUUCAUCUUCUCCCUGAGCGAGGUGCAUCCAGGAUCAGAGGUGUAUGACUGCUGGGGACACUUCGUGGAGCCUUGGGGGCUGCGCGCCUACAUCACCUGGAUGACGGCCGGCAUCUUCCUGGUGCCCGUGGGCGUGCUUGUGUUCUGCUACGGACUCAUCUGCCUCGCCAUCUGGACGAACCUGAAAUAUAAGACCCGCAGGAAGAGCGUGGGGGAGGCCACCACCAAGAACGGGAUCCUGAUGGGCGGCAGCAGCUCGGUGAGCAGCGUCAGCACCAUCUCUCGUGCCAAAUUACGCACGGUGAAGAUGACUUUCGUGAUCGUGCUGGCGUACGUGGUGUGCUGGGCGCCAUUCUUCACCGUGCAGAUGUGGUCGGUGUGGGACAAGACCUUCUCCUGGGUCGACUCGGAGAACACCACGGUGACACUGUCCGCCCUGCUGGCCAGCCUCAACAGCUGCUGCAACCCCUGGAUCUACAUGAUCUUCAGCGGACACCUCCUCUCCGACUUCGUCAGCAGCCUGCCGUGCUGCCGCCCGCUGAAGAACAAGUUCGGCUACCAGGACUCGGACAGCAGCAUCCGGCGGACCACGCUGCUGUCCCGCCUGCAGGGUCCGCGCCUCUCGGAGCCGUUCAGAGACCUCAACCCGCCCCCUAAGACCUGCCUGCAGGUCCCGUCUGCAUCCUGACCGCUGGGAACACUACCUGUGCGUGUCUGCUUUGCUAAGGCGACAACAUGAACUGCUGGUUUGUGGCAGGGAAGGAAGGUCUGAUCUCAUAUCACGCCUACAGCUUGUUUUCUUUGGUCCGAUCCAGAAUGGAAAAGUUUACUCUGUUGCAACGUUUGGUGUUUGUUUCUUUUGUGUCACGCAGCUGUUAGAAAAAGAGUUUCCAGUCUGCCGGGUUGGAGAUUUUGGAGGUUAAACGGAGUCAAAACAAACUUCUUUAACUUCAGCUCAUAGCAUCAUGGUCUUGCUGUAUUUUAACUUCUUUAGAAUAAGAGCAUCUGUUCACACUGAGAUUAAUUUUGUCAACAUACAUGUCUUUAUACACAUGGACCCUGGUGUUGUCGGGUUGUUUACUACAGAUUUUGAGAUUAUAACUUGGUAAAACGAAGAUAAUUUCUACAACAUUAUGACUGUUGAGCUGGUUAUGAAUAUGAUUUGGGCGUGACGACUGAUGGGACCGAGUUGGACCGGGUCUGUUCCAGUCUGGUCGUCACACACUGAAAAAAAUCAUUCAGUGUGUGAUAUGUAAGGAGUCUAAUCUGUCUUCAGGUCCAGUCGCUGCCAGUCGCUUUCAUAAAGAGUUGUUAAAACAUGUUUGAUAUUCAAUACUACCAUCAUACUGUAUAUCAGACUAAUCCAAAUUUGCAGCGUUACACACAAAUGCACAUAAAUGUAUUACAGCACAGUCACAACACUUUUAAAAAAAAGGUACUAUUUAAUUAUCAAUUAAUCUGCCAGUUAUUUACUUGAUAAUUGAUU